This is a messenger RNA of Echinococcus granulosus, 180 nucleotides long. RefSeq lists its product as hypothetical. NCBI's taxonomy places the organism in Eukaryota, Metazoa, Platyhelminthes, Cestoda, Cyclophyllidea, Taeniidae. The record is from RefSeq and is a predicted model, not a curated record. The coding region runs from base 1 to 180 and encodes 59 amino acids. The transcript has 2 exons.
AUGAAACGCAAUGAUGAGAACCUUGAAAUUCUUUUCCCCACCAAUGCCAAAAUUCAACUACAGGAGCAGUUUUAUGGGAUCAAGAUUGCUAUUGCCUUUUUGUGCGGAUUUAUAAACGCUACGUCGGAGUUUUCCUCUAGGGCGGAUGAAUCUGGCAGCAGUGAUGUACAGAAGACCUGA